GGACGAGGACGCGCAGCGGCCUUCCAGGUCUAAGAAAACAUCUCAGCUACUCUGGAGCUCGGUGGUCCAGAGCUCGGAGGCUCCAAGUUUGAUCUGAGUCAAGUCUGUAUUGACUUCCGCAGACCUUGAUCAUCCUCUAGAGACUCUUCCUGCAGAAACGACGACUCUCAAACAUGGCUGCUAACCGUCUAGCUCGAGUUGUCGCUCGACUUCAAAAUUUGCCAGAGAUAUCUCUGCCCACCGAUUACCCUAGACCGACUGGGGGAAAUAGGGUGGUAGAGGCCGCGGCCACGCUUGAGUUAUCCGAACAGACAUGCAUCGGACUCAUGAAGCUGGCUCUCUACAAUGAGAACGACGACGAUGGUGACGAGGACUAUGCCGACACAAAUGUCCCCUCCGCGUUUCACCUUCUACUGGCUGCCUUCGUCGUUCUGUUGCACAGGUAUACAGGCGACACAGACCUUUUAGUCGGGUCUUCUUCCGCAUCUGCGCGCGAUCCUCUAGUGCUUCGCAUAGCGGUCGGUCCAGAAGAUCCUUUCUGGGCUGUCGUGCGCAAGGUGCAGCAAGUCGAGCGCGAAGCCGAAGCAGACAGCGUUCCGUACGAAUCCAUCAUGCGUGCCCUCGGCAAGGACAAGGCGGACACCGUGGAAGGCUCCCGUCCAUUAUUUCGCGUUCGAUUUUUCGACGAGACCGACUCACCCCAGGAGCAUUUCCUUCGCACCACCAGCCUGACAUCAGACCUAACGAUCUUCGUUACCCGCCAGCAAGAGUCAAGUCGUUCCUCCAUCGCGCCGCACCUAUCACUCCGUAUCCUUUACAACUCUCUACUGUUCUCUUCUAUGCGCAUAUCUUACAUUGUCGACCAGCUUUCCAUCCUGCUCCGUCGCGUGGCCGCGAAUCCGCUUGCGCCGGUCGGGUCCGUCCCUCUGCUCACCCCAAGCCAAAAGGCCAAGCUGCCAGACCCUACCGCCAACCUCAACUGGUACGAUUUCAAAGGCGCUAUCCCUCAUAUCUUCUCGCGGAAUGCGAGACAAUGGCCAGACCGACCCUGUGUAAUUCAGUCUAUCCCCUCAUCGACCCUGGACCAGCCACAAGAGAAGCGUAUCUUCACUUACAGCCAAAUUCUUCAUGCAUCCAACAUCCUGGCUCACCGUCUUCUCGAAGGGGGCUUGCAACGGGAGGAGGUCGUCAUGAUCUAUGCCUAUCGUAGCGUGGAGCUCGUCGUCGCCGUGAUGGCUGUCCACAAGGCGGGGGGAACGUUUUCGGUCAUCGAUCCCGCUUACCCGCCCUCGAGGCAAACCAUCUACCUCCAAGUCGCCCAGCCACGGGCCCUCGUCGUCCUGUCCGGUGCGGGCAAGAUAUUGCCUCCGGUGCGCGAGUUCAUCUCCAACGAGCUCCAAAUCCGUGUCGAGGUUCCCGCCCUGGCCCUUCUUCCAGGCGGACAGAUCAUUGGUGGUUCGCACUUCGAAGGUCAGGAUGAUGUCUUGAAGUCGCAGCAGCACCUUAAGAAUAUCGACCCGAACGUCCCGCUCGGGCCCGACAGCAUCGCGACGCUUUCUUUCACCAGCGGAAGCACAGGUAUCCCAAAGGGUGUGAAGGGCCGACACUACAGCUUGACGCACUUCUUCCCCUGGAUGGGAGAGCGUUUUGGCAUUGGGGAGCAUUCGAAGUUCACUAUGCUCAGCGGUAUCGCACACGACCCCAUCCAGCGUGACAUGUUCACGCCUCUCUUCUUUGGAGCAAGCCUCUAUGUUCCUACUGCAGACGAUAUCGGCACUCCCGGUCGCCUCGCAGAGUGGAUGGCCGACAACGAGGUCACUGUCACCCACCUGACGCCUGCCAUGGGUCAGCUCCUCUCCGCCCAAGCGACCCGCCAGAUCCCCUCCCUUCGCAACGCGUUCUUCGUCGGCGACGUGCUCACCAAACGCGACUGCCUCCGGAUGCAGUCACUUGCAGCAAACGUGCGUAUCGUGAACAUGUACGGUACGACCGAGACCCAACGUGCCGUCUCGUAUUUCCUCAUCCCAUCCAUAUCCGAGGACGCCACGUUUCUCGCUACCCAGAAGGAUAUCAUACCCGCUGGCGAGGGCAUGGUUGACGUACAGCUUCUCGUGGUGAACCGCAAUGACCGCAACGUCCCUUGUGCGGUUGGUGAAGUCGGCGAGAUCUACGUCCGCUCGGGAGGUCUUGCAGAGGGAUACUCAGACCCCCAGGCAACCGCAGAAAAGUUCGUCACCAAUUGGUUUUCCGCGAACGCCCCGCCCGUCCCGGACACGAUCGCCCAACCACCGGAUGGCAGUCGUCCUGGACCGGAAGCGCAGUUCUGGAAGGGUGUGCGUGACAGGAUGUACCGUUCUGGAGACCUCGGUCGCUACCUCCCGGAUGGCAUCGUCGAGUGCACAGGUCGCGCAGACGACCAAGUCAAGAUCCGCGGGUUCCGUAUCGAACUCGGGGAGAUCGACACACACCUCACACAGCAUCCACUUAUCCGUGAAAACGUCACCCUUGUGCGGCGUGACAAGGAUGAGGAGAAGAUUCUCGUCACCUACUUUGUGCCCGUUAGCGGGCCUGCGCUGGACGAGUAUGUCAGUGACCUCGGUGACGACGCAGACGACAAGGGCUUGGUCAGUGGGAUGCGCAAGUACAGGAGGCUCAUCAAGGAGGUUCGAGAGUAUCUCAAGAAGAAGCUGCCUAGUUACAGCGUUCCGACUUUGUUUGUACCGCUCAAGCGCAUGCCACUGAACCCCAAUGGGAAGAUCGACAAGCCCGCUCUUCCCUUCCCCGACACAGCUCAGGUUGCCCCAGCGGAACCUGCCCGCGCGGGCGAGGCCAAUCCCACCGAACAGGCCAUUCGCGCCGUUUGGGCCCGUGUCCUUCCCAAUGCCCCCUCGCCCAUUCCGCUCGACGAGAGCUUCUUCGACCUCGGUGGUCAUUCGAUCCUGGCGACGCGCCUUAUCUUCGAAAUUCGCAAGGCAUUCCUCGUCGAUGCGCCUCUUGGGCUCGUCUUCGAGAAACCCACCAUUUCUGCGCUUGCUGAUGCUAUCGAGCAUUUGCGUAACGCCGACCUCGGACUCGCGGGACCCACAGCAGGUGGGGCAUCGCCUACUGCACUCACCCAAGACGCCUCGGCAGCAGCAGGAAAGAGGCUCGAAUACGGUCAAGACUACGAGAAACUCCUUUCACAGCUUCAGCCCUCGUAUCCAUCCGUGUCUGCAGACUACGCGAACCGCCCUCUUACGGUGUUCCUUACCGGUGCCACCGGCUUCCUGGGGGCGUUCGUCCUGCGUGAUCUCCUCCAGCGUACUGAACGCGUCAAGAAAGUCAUCACUCUCGUCCGCGCAUCAGACGACGCAAAGGCGGCCGACCGCCUGCGCGAGGCGGCCGCAGGACGUGGUGUGUGGGAUGAGGCGUGGCUCGACAGCGGCAGGCUGGAAGUCGUACGGGGUGACUUGGAUAAGCCGCGCUUCGGCUUGGAUAGCGGUGCGUGGAUCCGUAUCGCUGGCGAGACUGACGCGAUCAUUCACAACGGCGCGCUGGUCCAUUGGGUCUACCCCUACGAGAAGCUGCGGUCUGCGAACGUUCUCGGGACGCUCACCGCCGUUGAACUCGCAGCCACCGGGAAACCGAAGCUGUUCGUCUUCGUCUCGUCGACCUCCGCGAUCGACACGGAGUACUACGUCCAACUGUCCGACAGCACCGGGGGCGUCCCCGAGAGCGACGACCUCGAGGGCGCGCGCUCGUCCCUGAAGACCGGCUACGGUCAGUCCAAGUGGGUGUCCGAGAAGCUCCUGUUCGAAGCCGGUCACCGCGGGCUGCGCGGGCACAUCGUCCGCCCCGGAUACGUCGUGGGCGACUCGAAGUCAGCAGUGACGAACACGGACGACUUCCUCUGGCGCCUCGUCAAGGGCUGCAUCCAGCUCGGGCUCGUCCCGGACAUCAACAACGCCGUGAACAUGGUCCCCGUCGACCACGUCGCGCGGUGCUGCGCGCUCGCCGCCGUCGCGCCCCUGCCCGAGCCCCGCAACGCGCUCAGCGUGCUCCACGUCGCGGCCGCCCCGCGCCCGACGUUCAACGACUUCCUCGGGGCGCUCGCGCAGCACGGCUUCGGGACCGCGCGGUGCGAGUACCUGCACUGGCGCCGGCAGCUCGAGCGGCACGUCAUGGAGGUGCAGGACAACGCGCUGUUCCCGCUGCUGCACUUCGUGCUCGACGACCUCCCGACGAGCACGAAGGCGCCCGAGCUCGACGACGCGAACAUGCGCGCGGUCGUGGGCCCGCAUGUGCCGGACGGGAAGACGAACGGGACGGUGGACGACGCGCUGAUGGGCAGGUACCUCGCGUGGCUCGUCGAGGUGGGCUUCUUGCCGGCCCCGACGGCGCAGGGCGCAGAGAAGACGCUGCCGAAGCUCGAGCGUGCCCCGGGGACUGUCGUGAAGGCCGUCGGGCGGAGUGGAGUUUAGUGGGUACGGUCUGGGUACGGUCUGGUAGCAGAGACAAAAGUGCGCGAGUCCACGGUGGAAAAUGUCUUAAUGUAGACGGAUAGAAGUUUUAGCCUCUUCGCCUGCACCCUGGCAGUCACUGUGUAGAAUUAUACAAAGCAGCGCUGUACUGUGCGGAGAGGUCGAACUAUCGAAUUUCAUGCUCAUGCUAAAC
Messenger RNA from Dichomitus squalens LYAD-421 SS1, 4653 nucleotides. RefSeq names its product alpha-aminoadipate reductase Lys1p. The transcript has 6 exons. Gene Ontology annotation, molecular function: phosphopantetheine binding; L-aminoadipate-semialdehyde dehydrogenase [NAD(P)+] activity. NCBI's taxonomy places the organism in Eukaryota, Fungi, Basidiomycota, Agaricomycetes, Polyporales, Polyporaceae. Gene Ontology annotation, biological process: L-lysine biosynthetic process. The record is from RefSeq and is a predicted model, not a curated record. The coding region runs from base 174 to 4460 and encodes 1428 amino acids.